UCCUGAAAACAAAACAAUACACUGGCAAUAUCCCGUGCAUCCAUGCACGCUGCAGGAGAUAUAAUGUAUGUGCUGCACUGCACGCGACAUAAAGCGCGCGGGGUUGUGUGGAGCUCUGCAUAAAAAAUUAAUUCGCGCGUGCAGUUGUCAGGACGCGGCAGCGUGAAGUCAGCGCACGAUGGACCCGGGUGGUGGUCCUAGCGACGGACAUACCUUCGGCCAGCGACAGCCGCCACUCUACGUUACCAUCCAGAAGAUUCUGGACAAGUAUCCGGACGGCCAAAUAUUCAAGGAGAUAAUUCAGAAUGCUGAUGAUGCUGGAGCAAGCACUGUGCACUUCUACCUGGACAGCCGUCAGCAUGGAUCACAGUCACUGAUCUACAGCAGUAUUGGCCAGUUUCAGGGACCGUCUCUACUCUCCUACAAUGACGCCAUGUUCCAGGAAAAGGACUGGCAGAGUAUUCAGGACAUGCAGCAGAGUGUAAAAGCGGAAGACCCUUUCAAAGUUGGAAAGUUCGGGAUCGGUUUCAACUCAGUCUAUCACAUAACAGACCUGCCCACCAUUGUCAGUGGGAACAGACUGGCCUACCUUGACCCACAUGAGGAGAUCUGGCCUCGACAGACUGGACAGUGGUAUGAAAUCAACCAGAAUGCACACUGUUCAGACACAUUUGCGCCUUUUGAAGCCCUGUGCGGGUUUUCAGUUAGAAACCGUAGCUACAAUGGUACUUUGUUCCGGUUUCCAUUGCGCAAUGUAAGUCGAGCAAGGCGGGUGUCAUCUCAUACAUAUGACAUAAAUAAGCUUCGAAACCUGCUCAGCGCUCUUCGGGGAGAAGCCCAGUGCAUUUUGCUCUUUCUUCGAUCAGUUCGCAGUGUGAAAGUUUUCGAAAUUGGGAGUACUGGUAAGCAUUCAAACAUCUUGGAUAUCGGCAUAUCUGAAGUUUCGCCACUCAAUGAACUGAGUCAAACGCAUGCAAUAUUUCAAGCUAACCUCAAGAGGCGUUUCGAAGCGCAAUCCUACGGCUUCAGGGAUAUGUUGAGUGAAGUGGUACAUGUUCAGGUCGAUGUUAACGAUUAUCAAACACGAAAAUCAGGUUCCAGCAAGUGGCUGGUAGCAACCCAAGUGGGAUCCCAGUCGGACGAAGUAAGAAGACUAGCGAAAGAAUUGAAAGCGUUCCCUUGGGUUGGGGUGGCACUAGAAACAAGUGGCAGUAGCAGUGGCGGCCGAGUGUAUUGUGUUCUGCCAAUGCCUCUUGAAGUAACAUGUAACUUACCGGUACAUGUCAAUGGUACAUUUAGCCUCAAUGACGAACGGCGGGAACUAAAAUGGCAAACUAUUGAGCGACGAAACGAUCCAUCAGCUCAGUGGAACCAUUUGCUUGUCAGAGAGCUCCUGCCUCCCUGCUAUGCCAUGCUGCUUCUAGACCACGCUAAGAUUCUUCUAGAGCCUGAUCAGUUCUGCCAAGCCUGGCCUGAUACCAGUAAGGUGACGGGAACACCCUGGCAAGAAAUACUCUCACCUCUCCUGAGAACCCUGUUUUCCAGUGAGGUCAUUCCUUUCUCAAAACCAGGGGGAUUCCAUACAUGGAUUAAGGUCAGCUCAGCUAUCUUUGUUCCCAGAGGAGUAACGCUACACGCAGCAGUGAAAACUGCCCUUGUAGCCUGUGGAGUGAAGCUGGUAGCCGUAAAGGAUAGAAUUUGGAAUGCUUUGAAGUUCUCCAACAUUGCUCAUGCGACAGUUUCAGCUUCUUUAGCUAGAGCUGAGUUACGAAAAACACCUAAUAGCUACACUACGCUCUCCAGAGAGCAGAAGCUAGAGUUGCUUCGAUACUGUCUCUCAGACAACCAAUACGGAGACAUGCAAAACCUAGCGCUGUUGCCACUUGCUAAUGGAACCUUUACGUUGUACCUUUUCGGGACAUACCGUAACAGUGCAGUCUACCUAUGCACAGCACAGUGCCCAAGGCACCUUCUCCCAUCUCUCGAAGGAGAAUUAGUGGAUGAUAGUAUUGACCCCCAGAUUUAUGCAAAGUUGAAUGCCAUAGCCAGUGGAGUGUACAAUAGUAACCUUCAUGUCCUCACUGUACACAGUGUGGCCAGUUUACUUGCAAGAGUUCUGCCAAACCACAACAAGAUUUAUCUGCCUUACUCAAAGUUUGAUAUGCAGUGGUUGGAGCGACUGUGGUAUUGGAUACCUGGGGAAAGCUUGCAUCUCUUUCAAAACCUGCCGCUAGUGCCAGUAGGUGAGUCCACUGUAGUAAUGAGGCUCAGUAAGGCAUCAGCGGUUUUGUUCAUUCCAAGUAGUACUCAGAACUAUGGCAAUCCCCUUAUCAGUGCUCUGCAGAAAUUGGGUGUAGAGUGCUGUCUGCAGAAAAGGCAUCCAUUUGUACACCAUAGAAACAUUCACUCCGUGAUGAAUAUCUUUUCUCCGGAAGGAAUUAUAGGUGCAAUACAGGCUGCAUCACCUUCACACCACAGCAUCUCAUUCACCAGGGAUGAGGCUGCCGAGCUUAUCAUGCAAGUGAAUAACACCAGAGGCCUAAACUACCAACAGCAAGCUAUACUAAAGGAGAUACCAAUGUUCACAACACUACAAAACAAGCUUUCUUCAGUGGCACAAGUAGAAAGGUCCACUGGAAGAGGGGCUCAGAUCGAGCCUCCAAGUUUCCCGCUGAGCACGGAAAAUCUCCCCCAAAGUGUUGUGCUUUUCUCAGGGUCAGGCUUUUACCAAAAGCCACUAUUGCAAAACCUCUCUGUGCAUUGCACAACAACAGUUGACGUCCUCACUAGACUCAUUUUCCCUGAAAUUGAAGGAGGGGCACUGGGGAGAAAUGCAGCAAAGAAGAUAAUGAAAGAAGUGUUAGAAAAAUACAAUGUGAUCACGUCGAGCAUUGGUCAUCGUAGUGUAGAGGCCUUGCAACAGGCAAUAGCUACACUUCCAUUUGUCCCGGUGUCUAGUGGAAAACCAAAGAGGCCCAAUGUCCUAUACACUCCCUUAGACCCCGAGCUUUCAAACCUCUUUUUCCAAGAGUCGGUAUUUCCAUUGGACCCAUUUGCAGGGGGUAAAUACGUCAAGAUUCUUAAAUUGUGCGGACUUAAGACCUUUGUGUCCAAACAAGAAAUUGUUGACAUCAUCAGCAGUGUCGGAUAUCCCGGUAGUAAUGAUCCUGUGAGAGCCGACGAGGUUAGAGGUACCCGAGCAAAAGCGAUUCUGACGUACAUAAAGCGGUGGGAGCAUCAGCUGAAUGAGAAUGUGUACAUUGGAGCACACUCGCGGCAUCUCCACCAGCGAAGCUUACAGUUCUCACAAGCACUGAGAGAGCUGUCUGUCACCAAGUGCUGGUUGCCAGUUCAGUCGUCUCCUCCAAGAAAGUACCCGUCGUGCCUCACCUGGAAAGGUAGUAGCUGCGAUUCCCAUUUUGUCUCCUUUGGGUCUUCAGUCCUCUUGCACAAGGAGCAGAUGUCCCUCGCCCUUGCCUGUGGCUCACAGAUGUACCUUGUCGAGCACUCUCUUCCGCACGCCAUAUGCAAAGCUUUUGAGCCAGCACCUGAAGACGUGGUAAGGCACAUAAUGGCUCAUUUGGAGACAGUUAUUUUGAGCUGCGAGCAAUUUAGCAAAACUGAAGAAAUCAGAAAUGUCGUGCACACUAUCUACGUGUGGCUGACCAUAUACAGCAGUGAAGGUCACACCGCAGACCUUUCACAACUGAAGGAGACUCAAGAUUGUGUGUGGUUUACUCGACAAAGGAAAUUUGUUCACCCAAAGAACGUUGCACUUGCUCAAAACCCUGAAUUCAGGCACAAUCUGGUGCCCUUCGUCUACAUCCUUCCAGACGAUCUAGCACAGUUUGAGUGCCUAUUCAAGGAUCUCGGUGUCCAGGAGAUGGUCACUAGAGAACAGAUCCUGGGAAUCCUCCCAGCAAUCAAAGAAGGAGACUCCCACAGUCUGGGUAUCAGUAGUGAACAAUCCUGGCAGUUGGUUAUGGCCAUACUACACUGGCUAACGGAGAGCGAGGAAGGUGAAAUUGUCGAAAAUGACUUAGAAGAUCUGUUAGUCCCGGUACAAUCCGAUGAAACAUGGCCUCAGCUUGUUGCAGGAGAGGGUGUGGUCUACACCGAAAAUAACUUCCUGCAAGACUGCUACGAGCACUCUGAGGAUAACGAAGCUGACCUUACUUUUGUCCAUAGCCGAGUCACUUCUGAGAUGGCGUCCCAGUUGCAACUGACCUCACUGAGCCAGAAGCUCAACAUUUCAGAUGAUGCUUUUGAGGACGUCGGUCAAAGUGAGCCGCUUACAGUCCGACUCAGAAAUAUUCUAAAGGACUACAAGGACGGUCUCACAAUCAUCAAAGAACUCCUUCAAAACGCUGAUGAUGCCGGAGCUACAGAAAUGAAUAUCUGCUAUGACAAACGGUGCCACACGGACAAGCGCAGGGGCCUGUUCUUCCCUGGAAUGGUUGAGUGUCAUGGACCUGCAUUGGUUGUCAACAACAAUGCCAUGUUCACAGAAGAAGACUUUGUGAACAUCACCAAACUAGCAGGAGCUACAAAGGAGGCCCAAUCCUUGAAAAUUGGAAAGUUUGGCAUAGGCUUCUGCUCUGUGUACCACAUCACUGACGUCCCUUCAUUUGUCAGCAGCGACCUUUUGUACAUAUUUGAUCCGACGCUGAAAUACCUCAAGAAAGAAAUAAAGAAUCCAGCGAGACCAGGAAAGAAACUCUGCUUUACAUCACCAUUCAUCAGUCGGUCUAAACAACUGGAACCAUAUUUAGGAGUAUUUGAGUUCGAUCCUGCAGUCCAGUACAAAGGAACAACAUUUCGCUUCCCUUUCCGAAUGACAGUAAGUGAAUUGAGUGAGAAAAUUUACACGGAUCGUGACAUAAAACAGCUCAUGGAACAGAUGCAGAAGUCGAAUUCGAAGCUCGUGCUGUUUCUUCAGAAUAUAGACUCCAUCACAUUUUCUCAAGUAAACCGUGGGCAGAAGCAGCCGAGAGAAUUGAUGAGAAUCACAAAGAAUACAGAAACUUUGGCUGAAGGCAGAUGUAUACACUCAAUCACUUGCUCAGUCAACGGCUCAGCCGACACAACUGAAUACUGGCUAGUGGAAACAAGUAGCCAGACUGUACUCCAGAAAUAUUCCACUGCAUCAGUUGCAUGUUCACUUACUCUGAUUAGAGAUGAAGAAUGCCUUCCUAUUCACGUCAGUAGCAAUUUUGCUGUGAUUAACAACAGAAGAGGAAUCUGGACUUCCGACGAAAGCGAUACUGCGAGGAGUGAGGAAGUCAAAUGGAACGUUUCCCUGAUGAAAACUGUCAUCUGUUCCGCUUACUGUGGGCUACUAGAAGCACUGAAAGAAUUGCAGAGCGAUUCAAAACUCGAAGAAUAUAAAUACUUUUCAAUUUGGCCUGUUGAAGAAGAGCUGCUAGUUUACAAUCCAUGGCAUUACUUUGUAGAGGAACUAUACAGAAUCAUUGCAGAAAGGGACCUGUUUUUCUCAGAUUCAACUGACAGGUGGCUAACACUGGAUGAGAGUAAAUUUCUUGAUCCUGAUAUUCUCAGAGUUUCCUACAAUUCACCAUUUCCCUGUGCUGUGUUAGACAUUGUCAAGCAUAUUGAAUUACCUGUCGUCCACCUUCCAAAGAAGUAUCACGAACACCUUGAUCUCGCUGAAUCAAUUGAGACAGAGAAAACAUUUCUGGAACACUUCUUUGACACUAUUGAUCAACUGGAAGAUGUGCUAGAGAGCCGAAAUGAAGUUCUGUGUCUCGCACUGGAGUGUUACGCCAGUGAACUUGACCGGAAAAAAGAAAGAUUUUCGUAUCUUCAGGAACUCUUAAAAGGGAAUGCCUGCAUUCCUUGUGCACCUGAUGGUGUAGAGCUGAAAAGACCAGAAGAGCUGAUUCAUCCAUCUGCCGAGUUUGCUCAGCUGUUUGACGUUGACGAAAAUGUUUUUCCUCUCCAACGUUUCUGCGACAAAGUUUUCGUGGAUAGGGCAAUGAAGGAACUUGGAAUUGUCCAUGAUUCUAUUCCGCUUAAACUUUUAGAGGACAGAGCCAGUGGUAUAGCAGAGCUCUAUAAAGAGGAGAAACUCAAAGCUAUGGAAAGAGCACAGUUGAUUGUUAAAUGUCUGGAAAAAGAAGAUAAGAGGAAACGUUUUCUUCAGAGAAAUGUUCCAAACUCUCACAGAUUCCAUUUUUACCGUAAUGGAAAAGCCUGA
This is a messenger RNA of Geodia barretti, 6217 nucleotides long. The record is from the annotation of a GenBank genome assembly. Lineage: Eukaryota; Metazoa; Porifera; Demospongiae; Tetractinellida; Geodiidae.